This is a messenger RNA of Saccharomyces cerevisiae S288C, 426 nucleotides long. RefSeq names its product Yae1p (gene YAE1). Lineage: Eukaryota; Fungi; Ascomycota; Saccharomycetes; Saccharomycetales; Saccharomycetaceae. The coding region runs from base 1 to 426 and encodes 141 amino acids. The record is from RefSeq and is marked reviewed. Gene Ontology annotation, cellular component: nucleus; cytoplasm. The transcript has a single exon.
AUGUCGAAUACUUGGGACGAUGUAUGGGCAUCAGACAGUGAUGUCGAAACUGAACGAUCUCCAGAUUUAGUGAAGUUAAGAGAGAAUCAUAGCAAGAGGGGGUACUUGGACGGAAUAGUGAGUUCUAAAGAAGAAAAGCUGCAAGAGGGUUUCAAUGAUGGUUUCCCAACGGGCGCUAAAUUAGGGAAACAAGUUGGCAUAAUUAUGGGGAUUUUACUUGGCCUACGAACACGUUUUGGUGAUGAAGAUGAGGACCUCAGUAAGGCAUAUAUUGAUGCUCAAAAAGAAUUACGCAUUAACAAAGUACUUAGUAAGUCCAUAUUUGAUCCAAACUUUGACUUGCAAGAAAAACAUCCGCUCAUAACAAAAUGGACUGAUAUUGCCAAUACCUAUUGUGAAAAGUACCAUGUGCCAUCUAUCCAAUAA